AUGCGCGCACUCAAGGCCGUGUCUGCCAAGUACAACUUCCUCACGGGUGCAGCAGAAGGCCUUCCUGCGUGCCCCACAUAUCAGCUGUUUCUGGACUUCAAUUGCUUUGCAGUCGAUCUGAACUUUUGUGGCAGCGACCAGACUCAGAAGAGCUCUGGCUGGUGCAAGUGGUUCUGCGGCAACGAUCCCUUCAGUCCGCCUUGCAGCGGCCAUGGCGUGUGCUAUUACGUUGCUCCAAGCACCGAUAUCGCGUGUGCUUGUGACGCGGGGUACAUUGAUGGAAGCACUGCCUUGACGUGUGUUGCACAAGGGCCGUACAUCCCCGCGCGCCUCUCCUCCUUCUCCGACGCAGUGGAUGUGUUCCGCUCCGCUUACUCUGCCCCCAAUGGCUCCGUCUUCCUCUCCCCGCCAUCGCCUACAGCAUCAUGGGGAGCAGCCUUCAUACAGCAGCCUAUCACUCUCUUCCUAUCUACCAGCCGAAAGACACCCUGCGACCAGCCCAUAGCCUUUUCAGUCGAUUUUGCAUUUCGAAUGACCCCGGCUUGUGCUGGCUCAUCCACAGCAGGCGAGGGCCUGGCGUUUGUGGUCACCGCGGCGGCGCCGCAGGGGGCUGCAACGGGGGUGGGGCUGGGAGGGGUGGGGAAGCGGAGUGUGGCGGUGGAGUUUGACUCGGUGCUGAGUGUGAAGCACAGCGACCCCAACGACAACCAUGUGGGCGUCAAUGUGGGCGGCUCACCUGUGUCCCUCGCCUCUGCCACGGCCCCUCUCAUCCUUAACGACGCCCACACCAAGCAUGCCUGGAUCCACUACGACCCCACCAGCGGCGACACCCUCCGAGUCUUCCUCUCAGCCUCCAGGCAGCAGCCGUCCAAGGCUGUGGUGACGGCCAGAGUGUCUCUGUGCAGCGCGCUCAAGCCCACCAUAGGGGAUUCCUCCUUCCUCUUCGGCUUUGUGGCUGCCUCGUUGAAAAGCGCUCAGGGGCAUGACGUCCUGUGGUGGAAGGUUGCCACCGGCAGUGCGUUCGGGAUGGUAGCAUCAGCAGAGGAGGUGGCAGCAGGCGGUGAGGGUGAGAGUGUGCCCGUGUCGUUCCACUAUUCCAGCCUCUCCUUCCUCCCCACUACGGACAGUCUGCCCAUGUGGAAGCUUCCUGCAUUUGUCACGUGGAUGCGGGACAUGGCAACAUGGCCUGUGAAGAACCAGCAUGGAUGCGCAUGGGGGUUGUGGCAUGGGGGGUGUGGCAUGGGGGGUGUGGCAUGGGGGGUGUGGCAUGGGGGGUGUGGCAUGGGGGGUGUGGCAUGGGGGGUGUGGCAUGGGGGUUGGGGCAUGGGGGGUGUGGCAUGGGGGGUGUGGCAUGGGGGGUGUGGCAUGGGGGGUGGGGCAUGGGGGGUGGGGCAUGGGGGAUGGGGCAUGGGGGGUGGGCCAUGGGGGGUGGGCCAUGGGGGGUGGGCCAUGGGGGGUGGGCCAUGGGGGGUGGGCCAUGGGGGGUGGGCCAUUGGGGGUGGGCCAUGGGGGGUGGGCCAUGGGGGGUGGGCCAUGGGGGGUGGGCCAUUGGGGGUGGGCCAUGGGGGGUGGGCCAUGGGGGGUGGGCCAUUGGGGGUGGGCCAUUGGGGGUGGGCCAUUGGGGCCGACUCCUCGGCGUACGCGGUGGUGGCGGCAGUGGAGGCGGCCUACAGCAUCGCGAGCAACGGGUCGCAGCCCCCCCGGCUGUCGGUGGAGCAGCUGCGGGUGGCCGUGUCGGCCAACUGCGACGACAUGCCUCCGCGCGAUGUGCUGGCCUUCCUGGUGGCUGCCACGCGCAAGGGAGGGGGGCUCGUGGAUGACGCAGCAGCAGCGGCCGCCAGUCCCAACAGCAUGGCGUCCGCCGGCCGCCGGGAGAGACUGGCCGCGAAGCCCAAGCACCACGGAAUUCAGGGAUUUGAGGAGACCUCCUUUGGAGGUUGGUUGGGAUUGCUGCUGGCAGUGCAGCGGCAGCCAGUGGUUGUGCGAAUAGAGGCGUCUGCACCAUCAUUCCUUGACUACGAUGGGGCUCUUGCACUGGACGUUGUGUGCAUGCUCAUGUUCUGGCUAAGCAGCUUCUCUCAUCUGCAUGUGCUGUGUGGUGUGUGCACGGCAGCUACUGCCGACCCAUGUGGCAGCAAGUCAGUGAUGCUGGCGGGCUCACCGGGAGGGGCAGGGAGCAACGCGUUCAACCCGUGUGGGCAGUUCAAGUGCUCCAAGGCCGGAGCAUCCAACCGUUGUGCCUGCGCUGCUCCCCACUUCGUCCAGGCCUCCCACCCUGACGGCUCCAACACCUGCGCAUAUGGUGACAGCAAGGGCAGGUACACGGUGCGUGGCAGCAAUGUGUGGUGCUCGCAUGUGCUGCCUGUGUUCGGCCUCACUCUGGACCAACUCAAGCAGCACAACAAGAAGCUCUCCUGCUCCAAGCCCAUCCCACUGGGGUUCAAGCUCACCGUCACACCACCUCAGCUUCUUCCCACCUGCUCACUCAUCUACACCACCCACCUUGGUGACAGCUGUCCAUCCAUUGCUGAGCUGUUCCAUUUGAGUGAAAAGUGCCCUGUGGAGGGCGAGGCAUGCAGAGAGGCGCUGGUGGGGCUCAACCCCGGGCUGGACUGUUCAGCACUCACGGGCAGGCAGGCUGUGUGUGUGGAGCGGGAUGAGAGCAAGGCGGGGAUGGUGGCAGUGUGUGACGAGCACUAUGUGAUGGCGACCAGUGGCGGCUGCGACGCAGCAAGAAUGGCUGUGGAUCCUACUUUAAGUCCACUGGAGUUCUAUCGCCUAAACCCAGGCAUCAACUGCAACAACCGCCUGCCGACUGCUACGUUUGAGGGCUCCUCACAGCGCAUGGUGUGCAUCCGCAGCAGCAUCAGGUUCAAAAUGGGCACAUGCCCAGGUGGCACGUACAACAUUUCAGCUGGAGACAGCUGCAAGAAAAUUGAUGUGCUGAGGCUAUAG
This is a messenger RNA of Closterium sp. NIES-65, 2955 nucleotides long. The record is from the annotation of a GenBank genome assembly. Lineage: Eukaryota; Viridiplantae; Streptophyta; Zygnematophyceae; Desmidiales; Closteriaceae.